AUGGCGUCCCCCCAAACCCUGCUCUUCUGCCUGCUGUUCCUGGUGAUCACUGAAGGCUGGGGUCGGCAGGUGGCCAUCCCAGGCUGCCACUUGCACCCCUUUAAUGUGACAGUGCGAAGUGACCGCCAAGGCACCUGCCAGGGCUCCCAUGUGGCACAGGCUUGUGUGGGCCACUGCGAAUCCAGUGCCUUCCCUUCCCGGUACUCUGUGCUGGUAGCCAGUGGCUAUCGACACAACGUCACCUCCAUCUCGCAAUGCUGCACCAUCAGUGGCCUAAGGAAGGUGAAGGUGCAGCUGCAGUGUGGGGGGGACCGGAGGGAAGAGCUGGAGAUCUUCACGGCCAGGGCCUGCCAGUGUGACAUGUGUCGCCUCUCACGCUACUAGCCCAGCCUUUCCCCACCUCCCUCCCCUUGGUCAGAGGGAUUGAGUUGGGGUAUAUCCC
Molecule: messenger RNA, 442 nt
Organism: Miniopterus natalensis
Lineage: Eukaryota; Metazoa; Chordata; Mammalia; Chiroptera; Miniopteridae
Gene: GPHA2
Product: glycoprotein hormone subunit alpha 2
Biological process (GO): cell surface receptor signaling pathway
Cellular component (GO): extracellular region
Molecular function (GO): hormone activity; thyrotropin-releasing hormone receptor binding
Source: RefSeq, a predicted model, not a curated record